Notolabrus celidotus (New Zealand spotty) is the source of this 2164-nucleotide messenger RNA. Its product is annotated as solute carrier family 13 member 2-like. Gene Ontology annotation, cellular component: membrane. Gene Ontology annotation, molecular function: transmembrane transporter activity. Gene Ontology annotation, biological process: monoatomic anion transmembrane transport. The record is from RefSeq and is a predicted model, not a curated record. NCBI's taxonomy places the organism in Eukaryota, Metazoa, Chordata, Actinopteri, Labriformes, Labridae.
AUGGCUGGAUUUCUUACUCAUCUAUGGAAGAAUAGGAAUUACAUCAUCAUAGUCUUGACACCUCUUUUACUUCUACCUCUACCGCUCAUUGUCCAAACGCCGGAGGCAAAAUGUGGCUUUGUGAUAAUCCUCAUGGCGCUGUACUGGUGCACAGAGUGUCUUCCUCUAGCUGUGACUGCUUUGCUGCCCGUCAUUUUCUACCCCAUGCUGGGCAUCAUGCAGGCAAACAGAGGUAUUGUUUGUGUGCAGUACCUGAAAGAUUCCAACAUGCUGUUUAUCGGUGGGCUGCUGGUUGCUAUCGCUGUCGAGAAGUGGAACCUGCACACAAGGAUUGCCCUUCACGUUCUACUUAUUCUGGGGGUGAAGCCAUCUCUCCUGUUGAUCGGUAUCAUGAGCACCACAGCCUUCCUGUCCAUGUGGAUCAGUAACUCGGCCUCCACAGCCAUGAUGCUGCCCAUCGCCAGCGCUGUGCUACAACAGCUGUGUGAUACGGAUGCUAACACUACAGGGAGAGAUUGUAGUGUGGCUGAAAAUGAUGGUCAGGAUAAUCAGGCAUUCGAGAUGGGUGACAUUAAAGAAACUGACGAGACGGAGCACAAAGCAAAAGAAAACGGCAUCCACAUGGAUGCAGAUAGAGUUGAUGACAGCGGAGGGAUAAAAGAAAACGGGGUGAGAUCAAGUAGUCAAGCUGACGAGCAGAGCAAACUGAAGACAUUGCAGAAGUAUGAGAAGUGGAGGAAAGGCAUGAGCCUGAGUGUUUGUUACUCAGCCUGCAUCGGUGGUACGGCCACCCUCACUGGAACCACACCAACUGUCAUCCUGCAAGGCCAGAUAAAUGAGUUAUGAUUGUAUUGUUCUUAUCAACAGACUCUUCCCAAAAAUGGAGGCAUAAUUAACUUUGCGAGCUGGUGGUUCGCAUUCCCCAACAUGGUGCUCAUGCUUGCCCUGUCUUGGCUAUGGUUGCAGUUCAUGUUUUUUUGGCUUCAAGUAACUUGAAGGAGGUCAUUUGGAUGUGGCACAAAGAAUGACGGUGACAGUAAGGCGUACCAGGUGAUCAAGACCCUGCAAAAAUUUGGCAGGAUGAGCUUCGCUGAGGCCUCUGUGCUGACUAUCUUCACGCUGCUGGUUCUACUUUGGUUUACAAGGGAGCCUGGGUUCAUACCUGGUUGGGCAACUGUGCUCUUCAACAAAGAGAAAACGUACGUCACAGAUGGCACUGUGGCCAUAUUAAUGUCAUCACUCUUGUUCUGCAUCCCGUCCAAAUUGCCCAGGUGCUUUGGGAGGUCUGACGAUGAGGACCCUGCUGAAGCCCCUCCACCACUGCUCAAAUGGGAACUCGUCCAUCAAAAGAUGCCUUGGAACAUCAUAUUACUUCUGGGUGGAGGUUUUGCAUUGGCCCAUGGGAGUGAGAAAUCUGGUCUUUCUACGUGGCUGGGUGAAUGUUUGAUACCUCUGCAGAGCAUCCCGCCCUUUGCCAUCUCCAUCCUGCUGUGUUUGUUGGUGGCCAUGUUCACUGAGGUGGCCAGCAACACAGCCACCACCACUCUCUUUCUCCCAAUACUGGCCUCAAUGGCCACAGCCAUCAAGAUACACCCGCUGUAUGUCAUGCUUCCCUGCACCAUCUCUGCCUCGCUGGCUUUCAUGCUGCCUGUGGCCACCCCACCCAACGCCAUCGCCUUCUCCUACGGCGGCCUAAAAGUCAUCGACAUGGCUAAAGCGGGAUUCAUGUUGAACAUUAUUGGAAUCGUAACCAUCAACAUUGCCAUCAACACAUGGGGGGGGGCCUUGUUCCAGCUAGAUACUUUUCCAAGUUGGGCCAAUGACACCCAAAAUCCUUGAACAUGACCACAAGAAGGUGGAAACGAGGAGAAACUGCUGGAGAAGAACUAUUUCAGCUUAUCUUUCGAUCAGGACUGGACUGGGCUCUCAAGUGACUUGGUCUUUUUUGUCAAGCCCCCCUGAAUACUCCAGACAGUACAGCUCGAAGUGCACUGAAAGCUUUUCCCGAACUGCCCACCCUGCAGCUUUUGAUCUGACGCCCUGCCUCACAUUGUGAUUUUCUUCAGAAACAAUUGGACAUUCUGACCAGAGACAUUGGAGCAACUCGUGCUAAGGUUUUGACUGAACCUGUUUCCCUUCAGUUUGGUGAAUCAUUUUGGACUGU